UUUUAUUACUUCAAUAUCUAUCAACAAUACCAGCUGUUAACAUUAAUCAAAUUGGCUCCCCCAACAAAUAUUAAUUAUACCGAAAUGACGGUCAUGAAUGAUCAUGACAGAAGUCAUGAUCUUAAUUUAAAACCAUUGCCGGCUGUUCACGACAAAACCUCAAAUGAUAUGAGAACUAUUGCUGACUUCUUUGCCCAUAAAAAUGUAUUCAUUACUGGAGGUACUGGCUUCUUGGGCACGGUUUUAAUCGAAGCUUUAUUAGAUGCUACACCCGAUAUUGGUACCAUAUAUGUUUUGGUUAGAGGCAAAAAGAAUGUUAAUCCAAAUGAUCGUAUUAAAAGACUAUUACAGAAACCGAUUUUCAAAAAAUACGAUGAAAAAUCAUUGGCAAAAGUCAAACCUGUUGUAGGAGAAUUGAGUGAAGUCAAUUUCUGUUUUAGCGAUGAAGUUCUGCAAGAACUUAUCGAUCGUGUUAAUGUCAUCUAUCACAGUGCAGCCACCAUUAAAUUUAGUUCUCCUUUACGUACAGCCAUAAAAACAAAUUUAACUGGUACAAUGCGUACCAUAGAGCUGGCUAAGAGAGUGAAAAAUUUGUCGGCCUAUAUUUAUUGUUCUACAGCUUUCUGUAAUAGUAAUAAUCGUGGAUUGAUAGUGGAAGAGGUAUACAAAUCGAAAUUUGAUCCUUAUGAAAUGAUGCAAAUGGCCGAAGAUGAUAGUAAAUGGGAGAAUUUUACACAGGAAAAGUGCAAAGAAUAUAUAUGUGAUCAUCCAAAUACGUAUACGUUUACGAAAAAUCUUUCGGAGAAUUUAUUAAUGGCAGAGAUGAAGGGUAUGCCAGCGGCUAUUGUGAGGCCCUCCAUAGUUUACGGCACCUGGGAAAAACCCACUGAAGGUUGGGUGGGUAGUGCCAAUUCGGGUCAUUUGGGCUUUUUAGCCGGUUUCAUUAAGGGCAUUUUCCGCACCAUGUGUGGCAAAGCAUCUGCUGUCAUUGACAUCAUACCCUGUGAUUAUGUUAUUAAUUCAUCAUUAAUCAUGGGCUGGUAUGUGGGCACUAGACAUAUUGAACAGCCGGAGGUUAUACAUUGUACCUCGGGUGAGGUUAACCCAUUGACUUUGGCUGAGUUCUGUAAAAUUAUUAAUGCCAGCGUUGAGAGACAUCCACCGAAUAAUUUUGUUUGGAAACCAAAGGCCAUAUUACGUAAUGGUUGGCGUUAUAAUUUAUUCUUUUACUUAUUCCACAUAUUGCCAGCGAUGGUUUUUAUUAUACCAGAGAAAUUAUUUGGAUUGGGCAUGCCACAGCACACAGCCCUCGACUACAUGCGUGUCUUCCAUAAAGGUACCAAAGCUUUUGACUAUUUCUUAGACAAAGAUUUCCGUUAUGAUUUAAAGAAUGCUUUGCGUAUUAUGAACGUGGUACAUGAAUCGGAUCGUAAACGUUACAAUUUCGAUUCUAGUCAAUGUGAUUGGGUAGAGUUCUUAGAUCGUGUACUAAUAGGCAUUAGACGUUUCUAUUUUAAAGAGUCAGCAGUUACCACUUCAUGGCAUCGUAAAUACUGGAAGGCAUUCAAUGUCCUCUAUUAUUUAGGUUUUGUUGUUAUGUUUGCUAUUAUUUCCAUUAUUUGUGUGCCCUUAUGUGGUUUCGCUAUUGGAUUUCCUUUGGCUUUAGCCAUUUGGGGUUUCCUCGUUUGGCUGUAGAAUCAAUCAAUUACACCAAUAACAACAUUCAUACUUUCAUUAAUUACGCGUGUGUGUGUGUGUGCAUCUGUACUGUCUAUGUUAUUAUAUAUAGUUUAUUUUAUUUUUUUUAUAUAAAACAUUUUUUUAUUAAAUCAUUUCUACCUCUAUUUUAUUUUUUUAUAAUUUUUUUAUAUAUAUUUUAUUAUUAAUUAAUAACAAGAAAAGGUUUUUAUUAAAUUUAGGGAAACAUUUAGUAGAAGAUAUGAAAAACAUAUUAUUUAACAUUGUCCCUCUCCCCCCC
Messenger RNA from Lucilia cuprina (Australian sheep blowfly), 1978 nucleotides. RefSeq names its product putative fatty acyl-CoA reductase CG8303. Gene Ontology annotation, biological process: long-chain fatty-acyl-CoA metabolic process. The coding region runs from base 85 to 1695 and encodes 536 amino acids. NCBI's taxonomy places the organism in Eukaryota, Metazoa, Arthropoda, Insecta, Diptera, Calliphoridae. Gene Ontology annotation, molecular function: alcohol-forming very long-chain fatty acyl-CoA reductase (NADP+) activity. Gene Ontology annotation, cellular component: peroxisome. The record is from RefSeq and is a predicted model, not a curated record. The transcript is spliced from 5 exons.